Messenger RNA from Rodentolepis nana, 657 nucleotides. The record is from the annotation of a GenBank genome assembly. NCBI's taxonomy places the organism in Eukaryota, Metazoa, Platyhelminthes, Cestoda, Cyclophyllidea, Hymenolepididae.
AUGCCAGACGGAGUUUUCGAUUUGACACAAAUGACAAACCAUUUCUCUCAAUCUCUUGUUGACACUGACAUAGAUCUCGCGAACUACUGCGCUGGUUUCAGGGAACUAAAUACGCUAAUGUAUUUUGUACUGAGAGAUGUGGACCAAAAGCUUGGAAUCCUAAAUGAUCUCCGAAAUCCUGAAAAGCAUCCAACUGAUUUUUGCGAACAUUUUUCCACAGUUCGAAAAAUGUGUACAUUUGAAGCCGAUCAGUAUGAAAAUAAUAAACUGAAGUCUAAAAGCAAUGCUACUAUGGGUAGUAGAAAUCUCUUGCGCCUUCAUCGUGCUUUCCUCUUCAUCAUUGAUUUGUUCGAAAAAGUCUGUAGUGGUCCUCCUGAAAUAGAGUUAUCUGAAUUGACGAGAUCCGCAUACGACGGAAGUUUGGCGCAUUACCAUCCUUGGGGAGUUCGAAAGGCCUGUGGUUUGGCGUUUCUGGCGCUACCCAAUCGUCAAACCUUCAUUUCAAAUCUCGUUGCUAUGCAAGCUUUGAAUAGUGGCCUAAACAGUGAGCAAACUUGUCAGCAAUACCUUUUGGAAACGUGCAUUCCUACUCUUCGCAAGGUGUACCAGACCACGCAGGAUAUCUAUGACCAAAAUAAUAUGCUAGAUCUCCCCUGA